Messenger RNA from Symphalangus syndactylus (siamang), 1065 nucleotides. RefSeq names its product coiled-coil domain containing 194 (gene CCDC194). Lineage: Eukaryota; Metazoa; Chordata; Mammalia; Primates; Hylobatidae. The record is from RefSeq and is a predicted model, not a curated record.
UGAUAGCCAAGCACUUCGUUUGCAGAUGUGGUCUUUGGCGCUUCCUACAGAUGUGCCAGCUUGAUUCCUACCAAGCCCUACCAAGCAAGAGUUAAUACUCUCCCCAUUUCACAGAGGGGGAAAUUGAGGCACAGGGGGCAAAACGUGGGAUGCAGGAACCUAGAACCCCUACUCCUUUCUUGGGCUUGAUGGGAUGGACCAGCCCCUGGAGGGGGUCCAACCCCUCCCAACGGGCUGGGAAGCCACGGCCAGGCUGGGCGGAACCGUGGGUGUCCCUGGCGCCCCAAGGUGCCAAUUAAAUAUUCGUGGCCGUCUGGGGCCAGAGCUGUGCACCGCGGCAUGGCCGAGCCGGGACCGGAGCCCGGGCGUGCCUGGCGGGUGCUCGCCCUAUGCGGGGUGGCCGUGUUCCUGGCUGCGGCAGCAGCCGGCGGGGCCCUGGUAGCCUGGAAUCUGGCCGCCUCGGCUGCUCGGGGACCUCGCUGCCCGGAGCCAGGGGCCAAUGCCACGGCGCCGCCCGGGGACCCGCCGCCUGGGGUCGACGAUCUGCGGCGCCGGCUGGCAGAGGCUGCCGAGCGGGAGGAGGCCCUAGCCAGGCAGCUGGACCAGGCGGAAAGUAUCCGGCACGAGUUGGAGAAGGCAUUAAAGGCCUGUGAAGGCCGCCAGAGCCGGCUUCAGACCCAACUAACGACACUGAAGAUUGAGAUGGACGAAGCCAAGGCACAGGGGACCCAGAUGGGGGCUGAAAACGGGGCGCUGACAGAGGCCCUGGCGCGCUGGGAGGUGGCGGCCACGGAGUCUGCGCGGCGGCUGGACCAGGCUCUGCGGCGCGCAGGCGUGGCGGAGGCCGAGGGCGAAGCCUGUGCGGCCCGGGAGGCGGCGCUGCGCGAACGCUUUAACGCCCUGGAAGCCGAGAUGAGCCCCCAGCGCAGAGUGCCCCGGCCGCGUCCCCGCUCGGGGUCCCGACCCCGGGCCAGCUCUCGCUCGCGCUCUCGCUCCGGGCCCUCCGGGGGCUGCCGGCGGCCGGCGCGGCGCGCACGAGGACUUACAGAAAAUUUGGUAGAUUAA